Molecule: messenger RNA, 6243 nt
Organism: Rhineura floridana
Lineage: Eukaryota; Metazoa; Chordata; Lepidosauria; Squamata; Rhineuridae
Exons: 10
Coding region: 842-4267 (1141 amino acids)
Biological process (GO): positive regulation of Rho protein signal transduction
Molecular function (GO): guanyl-nucleotide exchange factor activity
Source: RefSeq, a predicted model, not a curated record
CAGUCGCCGGGGGUUGCUGUGGCGACGGACUAAACCAGAGACUGUCCUCCAGGUUGCAACAGCUUAGUAGGAGCGGAGGGAGAGGAGAGUUCAUUUAUUUGCCACGCAACGCGCAAGGUGUUGCUGCAGCGGCUAGAGGCAAAGACGGAGCAGGCGCAACAAAGUCAGACCAUUGUGAGAACAUAAGAAAAAAGAGUCUGUUGGAUCAAGCCAAUGGCCCAUCUAGUCCAGCAUCCUGUUCUCAUGGUGGCCACUCAAAUGCCUAUGGGAAGCCCACAAACAGGACCAGAGCCCAACAGCACUCUCUCCUCCUGAGGUUUACAGCAACUGGCAUUUGGAAGCAUACUGACCCGGAGAGAGCACAGUUCCUCUAACACGAAGAGCUGCUGUAAGCACCUGUUGACAAAUACCUGUGACAACACCAUCACACCACCUCCCAUUGCCCAGGAACAUUUUUUAUUUAAUGUGAGGGAUGAACAUCCAUAUGCCUCAAUAUCAAGUUGUAACCUUUGAUCACACAAGAAAUGCUUCUUUGCUGUUACUGCGGUCUUCCCUGGAGAGAACAACAGAGAAGAAAUAAUUAAAGCAUGAACAAAACCAAGUAUCUCAAAACAAGCCCAUCUGGGCUGGGUGAGGACCAGGUUUUCUCCUCCAUAUGUGGGCCCACAGUGCUGACUCUGGCGAUGUGUCUGCUCUUUAAUGUGAGUACCCAGAGAGCAGAGCCCUGCUGUCUGUGGCCAGGACUUCUGAACAGCAUCUGAGCAGUCUGACAAAUCCUUCAUCCUCUUGCCCUCUUCCUUCUAAAAACAUCAGUCUGUUAGAUCGUCCAUGCCGAUUUGCUAUGACAUACAUCAGCAUUGAUGAGAGACAGGAACAAUGUCGGGUAAUUUUGAGCUGCCAGAAUAAUCAGCUGUACACACAACAUGGCUUAAAGGAUUUCUCAAUUAGUAGCAUGCAUCCACUAAAGAACUUAGACUCUCAUAUUUUUCCUGGAGACUGUAAUCCCGUGAGCAAAGCAGGCAACAAUGCAGGGGCACACCUGUAUCAGAGUGUGGAGAAUCUACACUGGGCCACAGGGGCUGAUUCACAUUGUCAUCCCCACAGUGGUAAUGUAGACAAAGAAUUUGUUGUCCAUUACAAAGGCACAACUCAUUGGUCCAAGUAUUCCAUGGAAGGUAUGCCAUCCCCCAGCUCACCUGAACGUUGCCGACACUUCCCCAUUCCGUUGGGCCAAAACCCACCUGCAGGGCAAGACGUCGCCUUUCCCCCUUCUGCCAAAGUGCCUCCAUGGCUUUUCUCCUCCAUAGAUGGGGAUGCCAAAAAAAUUCUGAAGGAAAAACUGAGAAUUCACAGUCCUAAAGCUACAGAGAUUUGCAAGCCUCUCAGACCUCAGGUUUCCUUGAACGACCUGGUUCCAAGGGAAUGUUCUGAAUGCCGGGCAUGCCAGCAAUGUAAGAAUGGCUGUUCAUUUAACUGUUGCACUGUAUUUGUGCACCACGCCACCCUUGCUCAUGAACCAUGGACAGCUCUGGGGAGGCAUCAGCCAUGCUUCUCUCAUCGGCUCACUAACCCAGAAGACAUCAAACAAGAAGCUCGGAGAAGGCUACAGAUCAGGAGGCAGAACAGCUCACCUACCUUGAGUCUCCAUUGUGCCAGUGACAUCCAGGAGAUGUUCAAGUCUCAAACCACGGGGUCCUUAAAAGGAUAUGAGGGGGAAGGGGGUGCCAAAAGGACUUUGGAACUGAGCAGAAAAGGAAACUGCAAAGAGAGACUCUAUAUUCCAACUUUUGAAGAGUUCAAGCGGAUGAGAAUCAAGGAGACAUGCUUUCUUGAAGGCAGCAAUGAAAUGGCAAAAGAUGUGAAGGAAGGAACCCAAGAAUUGGAAGAAAAAAGAAACCAGAACCCUUGCUCAGGUGCCCAGCAAGUUCUUGCCAAAGAAAUGGUUUCAACAGUAGAUGAUUACGAUGAUGUGUUUCAUGAAAAUACCCAGAGCACAUCUGGCUUUGUUGGCUAUCAAGAUCAUUCAUCCACAUGGGACAGGAGCUUCUGCCUGAUGAAAGUGCCUGUGGCUAGGGACAAACACAAUGAGGUGCCAACUUCAGACAGAAUCCCAGCCCCCAUUUGCUCUAGUCCAAUUCCAAGACCACCUCUACAGUCUGCUACAUCCCUUAGGGAGGAGGGAGGGAAAGUCUGUGCUGAAGGGGAGAAGCAGGGAGUGGAUGCAAGACAACUAAGUGAAGCCCUUCACCAUGCUGGACGGUCCGUGGUGCCUGAAAACCAGUCUUCUUGCUGCCCAUUGCUAUUAGAAGCAACAGAUAUAUCCAGCUAUGGAGCUAAGCUGCAGAAAAUGAAGGAUGGAUUUAUAGGUUCUGCAUUGGACCUUAUUAAGAAGAGCUGCAGUGCUGAAGCUGCCCCUGAGUCCCCUUCCAAAGAAUCAUGUGAACUUAAGAAGGAUGACCUCACUUUUGGGGAGGACUGUCAUCAACCCACAAACUCCAGUCCCAGUUACCACAGAUCCAGUUCUGACAUCUCAUGCGAAACUUCGGACUGCACCAAAGCUCAGCGGGAGUGUCGGUUGCGGCCUCAUUUCAGCGAUCCGAUGCCGACAGAUGCAGUGAAGAGGAAACAACUAGAGCUGAAGAUCGCUGCAGUAGCACGUCAGCAUGCCCAGAAGCACCGGCAAGAGAGAGAGACCAGCCCAGCACUGACUAAAGCCAACCUCAAUUACCGCAGCAACGCUGAUGAGAAGCAUUGUGUUCUUGGUGGCUCCUUUCGUUCCAAACACCGCUGGAGCAAUGUUAGCAGCCUCAGCACUGACAGCGGCAUUGUGGGAGGGAGUGAAGAGAGGGACAACACUGAUGCCAGCAGCGGAGGAGCACCAAGGAUGAGGUCGGCUGAGAUGGAGCGGGCCGACAGCGGCAUCGGCCAAGCAUUGAGUCGGAAGUGGAGGAGCAAGGCGUCUGAGACGCUGGCAUCUUUGCAGGCUUGGGAAGCCCACCGGCCAUGCACUGACUGUGGGGGGAGACAUUUCCCGCUGGAGACUGAUGUCCAGAACCAGAACCAGAGGCGGGCAUCGCUCUGCGAGAAGUGCCUGAAGUGCCGCACAGAGCGGAAGGAGUCAGUGCUGGAAUUUGUGAACACAGAAGCCAGUUAUGGAGAGGACCUACGGAUCAUCAAAGAAGAGUUCUACCUUCCCAUGCAAGCUGCUGGCCUCCUAACACAGGAUCAGUUGCUGGUGGUUUUCAGCAACAUACAGGAGCUCAUUGACCUCAAUGAAAACUUUCUGGAGUACCUUCAGGAAGAGAUUGACCAGGCCUUUGAGCAGGGCGAUGAUGACCUCAUGACUGUGUGCAUUGGUGAAAUAUUCCUGGAGUUUGUCAAUAUGCUGCCAGCCUUUCAGACGUACUGUCUCCAGCAGGCGUCUUCAGUGAACAUGCUCAAUGCAUUGGAAAAAGAGAAGGAGUUGCUCAGGAUAUUCCUCAAUGUUUCCCAGAAUGACAAUACAGCACUUCGCCGCAUGAAUCUGCGGUCCUUCCUCAUGGCUCCACUGCAGAGAGUCACCAAAUAUCCACUUCUCUUGAGCCGCAUCAUCAAAGCCACCAUUGAGUACCACCCAGAUCACAGCAGCCUGAGGGAGGCCAAGAGCCGCAUUGAAUCACACUUGGAGCACAUAAACAUGAAAACCAAGCAGGAAGGGAACUCAUGGACUCUGCGUUCCUUCCGCCAGGACAGCAAAAAGAACAGAGAAGUCAUUAACAUUGAAAUGAGGGAAACGGCUAUCAAGACUGUGGGCUGGCUGCGGGAAGAAACCCGCUUUGUCAUGGAAGGGCCUCUGCAGCUGGCCCAACCACCUGAUGGGCAGUGGGUUAAAAAGGGCAGCAAGACCUUGAAAUUCCAGAACAUGCAGGUGCUCCUCAUGCUCAACAUCAGGCGUGCAUCUGAGUCUAGCUUCGAACCCGGGGAGCCAGGGCUUGUGAAAGAUGCAGUAUUGAUACUUAUUAAGGACAAAAACAAUGGGAAGUUCAGUUUGCUCAGGGAUCCCUUGAGACUCAGUAACUGUGUAGUCUCUGUGGAUCCUGACUGCGACGAUACAUUUGAACUUCUUGAGAUUAGGCGGGAGUCUUUUGUGUUCCGAGAUGGUGACAAGGCACGGACUCGCCACUGGUUCAGACAGAUACGGAGGUACUCUCAGGAGCUGGGCUCCUGGAAGAAGCGGCGGAAUGCCUUGCCCAACAUCAUGAUAAGUGCAUCUCACAAUAGGCCAUGAGAGGAUCCCUGACUGUGAAAUGACUUGGCUGUGCUCAGAAAUUCUACUAGACCUGCUUUGGGGUGAAUAUCUCCUUUUCAGUGGAGUUGCACAAAUGAUGAACUUCACCUGGCCAAUUUUCAUCAGAGCUACCUAUGAUGACUUCUGUUUUCUACCAAGGAGGAGUUUGUGAAGAGUACCAUUUUAAUCAGUGUUUCUCAAAUUCUAGGAAAAUUGUGCCCCAUUUUUAAAUGUUAGAUCUUCCAUACAAUCCACCCUAGAAACCUCAUUGGGUAUAGCCACCUGACUCCUACAACAUUUAUGCCCAUUUUGCUCCCAGCUAGUGGUUCCUACCCACACAGCUGCACACCCACCAUUCAUCUUCUCAACGGCUACACAGCCACCGCCACCACCACCCUGUCAUGAUCUGUAGCCUGAGGUAACCCCCCAGCAGCCAGUGACUGACAAUUCCUUUCAUCCCUUUCAGCAAAUCCGCUGAAGUAGAAACUCACAUUGUGGGAAAUUGUGGGCCUCUUUAUAGACCUAUCAAUAAGACAUACAAAAUUCUGUCCCCCUUUCUUAUGAGUGUCCUACAAACUGUUCCUGGAGGCCCAGAUUCCCCAUUUUUAGAAAUGUCUGAAGAGGUGAUAAAGUGAAGGUCCCAUUGAAAGAGAACUGCCCAAAGAGGUUGUUAUCUUGAGAGGAGUCUUGUAGCCGCCUCACUGUUCAAAGUCAUUUUCGAAGCUGGUAGCAAAAGGAAAAAGUGUUGUUAGUUUGAAGGCUGCCUGUUAAGUGUGGAAUGAAGGUUCAAUCUAAGGGACCACACAGGAACUGUAGAAACAUAAGGGGUUCUCUGGCUCGCCAAGAGAAUCAUUUCACCACACCUUGGCAAAUGGCCUGAGGAGAAAUCAGAGGAGGUUCUUAAGUGGCUAAAUUGAGAUUCUGGUUAAUAGGAAUUGUUUGCACAUUUUGUAAAUAGGUAUAGCAGCAAAGACAGCAAAAUGUUGUACAUUGUCUAUUCGGGGGCAAAUAGGCCUUAGCCUGUGAAGACUUGCUCAAGGGGGGGGGCUUCAGAUAUGGGGGGGUACUUGGGAUGCCUUCCUAUGUGGGGCAUAAUGGCACCAGAUCAUGAUGAGCAGGUCUCUGGAGAGAAAAUAUUGAGCUAAUAUUGUUAAUAUUGUGGGGAUAAGAUAGAGUGUGAGAUGUCUGACACUGCAUGAUUGUGCUGGGAAAAGGAAUUUUGACCAUAUAUAAUAGACUGGUUUCAUUGUGCAUAUAUUAUAACAGCAUUAGGCAACAUCCAGUCAAAUUUAGAGCAGUAUUAACCCAAGUAAAGGAGAAUGCUUAGACAGUAUAAUUAACUUCUCAUUUCAGCUUUCUCUCCUAGGAAACAUUUCCUUUACCAUUUUUGUUAGCUUUUCUUUAAAUAUCAAUUUUCUAGUUCCAUCCUCAUGCCUAAAUAGGAACCAGUUUACUGAGCUUUACUUUGCACUGAAUGCAUGUAACAUGUACAUUGAAAGGGAAGCUGAAAUAUAUUCAGAGUUCACCCAUGAACAUUCCAGAAUAUCUGUAGAAUCCUGUGGAUAAGCAAUACUCUCUCUCUUUAAGGAUCACUGCAUUUGUUUGUAAAUGGUUAAAAAUCCAUUGUAUACAUCCAAGGAAUGUGUUAACAGCAGAAAUAGUUCAGAACUGUGCUUCUCUUAAGAAGGCUCAAUUACCUCUUCUACUUUGUGAUUAUUUAAAUGAUGUAAUCUAAUGUAUGUCAGAAUUUUAAUUAAAAAGGAAUCAGUUACAUUAUUGUAGAUUAACAUAAAAUGUUUUAAUAAUUAUGUUACCUUGUGCUAUGAUUAAGGUUUUUUUCAUUUUCCGUACCAGAACAUUCCUACCUCAGAGACAGGUGAGAAUUUUUUUAAAAAUGAGGCCCUGUAGAACACACCAGUGUGGGUACUAUUGAGGUGCAGUGUCCUGAAAUAAGCACUUUUCAUGAAAAUAAAGAA